AUGGCAAUGAACGCGAUUCAGCUCGGUCUCCGACUGUGGGAGUUCCUAUGGACCCUGCUGGUCAUGGCCCUCAUUGGUAACAUGAUCGCCGAUUCAUUUAGCGGAAACCCUGCGACCGUCAAUUAUGCCAUGUUUGUUUCUGCAUUUUCUAUGUUCACACUGUUUUACUUGGUGCCGGCAUCGAUCAAUAUCGACUGGGCGAUCCACCCGAUCAUCAUGAUCGUCCUGGACGUUCUCAAUGCCAUCUUCUUCCUUACGGCCGGUAUCGCGUUGGCUGCGAAGCUCCAGGCCCACAGCUGUAGCAAUGACUUAUACACUCUCCACAACGAGAUUACCAACGGCUCCGUGCACCGCGAGAAGCGUUGUCGUGAGGCGCAGGCAUCAACUGCUUUCCUUUGGCUCGCCUGGGCUGGAUACACGGCUUCUAUCGCCCUUUCAUCCCUGGCGGCCCGCCGAUCCGUCAACCUUCGCCCUCGGACGGGUCCUGCCCGUGGAGCCCGUCCCAGCAUGGCCCAGGUCUAA
This is a messenger RNA of Aspergillus bombycis, 522 nucleotides long. RefSeq names its product MARVEL domain-containing protein. Gene Ontology annotation, biological process: protein localization to plasma membrane; eisosome assembly. Gene Ontology annotation, cellular component: plasma membrane; eisosome. Lineage: Eukaryota; Fungi; Ascomycota; Eurotiomycetes; Eurotiales; Aspergillaceae. The transcript has 3 exons. The record is from RefSeq and is a predicted model, not a curated record. The coding region runs from base 1 to 522 and encodes 173 amino acids.